AUGGCGUCUCAUCCAGAGAUGUCUGCGCUACCCGCCAGCGAUACAAAGCAGCCAACUCUUGAUCAUUCAGAAGAUCAACCUCCAGCCGUACGCCAUGUCGAAAACUCCGAAUUCGAGGAAAGCCCCAAGGUCGCCUGGUCCACUAUCCUGGCAGUCUUUUUCAUGGGCCUGACUUACAUUCCCGCGAUCGCAACAGCAUUUCUUAUGCCGACUCAGAUCCUCCAGCAAAUCGGUAUGGCUCUCGGAGACACAGAGAACAUUGCUUGGAUCCCUGGUGGUUGGUCCAUCGGCGCAGCUGUUUCGUUCUCCGUAGCAGGAGGCCUGAGCGACGUCUUUGGUCGCCGAUGGGUUCUUCUAAGUGGCCAGACUAUCAUCCUGGUCGGUGCAAUCGUUUGCGCUUUUGCUGAAACAACAUUGCGAAUUGUCACCGGAACUACUCUCGUGGGAUUUGGUGCUGGCGUCAUCAUGGUAUCUUAUCCUGGCAUUAGCGAGCUUCUCCCGAAUAAGUACAGAGGAAUCGGUAUUGGAUGGACCGAGUUCUGCAUCACUAUCCCAUGGGGAUCGCUAAGUGGCUUGAUUGCAACACAACUCUACCUCAAGGCAACCUGGAGAUGGUGUUACUACAUCACCAUCAUGUAUGCUGCUGUAUGUCUGAUCGGCACCUUCAUCUGCUACUUCCCUCCGUCUCGUCCGCAGCACGACUUUGAGAAAACACGCUGGCAGCAACUGAAAGAGCUUGAUUAUAUCGGAUUAUUGCUCUUUGCCACCGGACUUACUAUAUUCUUGAUUGGCGUUACGUUCCUAGGCGCCGCUCAUAGGUCCACGGUACUUGUGGCAACGACCAUCUCGAUAGGUGCUUGUAUUUUCAUCGCCGCCUUUAUAUAUGACUUUACUAUCCCGAAGAAGCCUCUCUUUCCCCUCAAGUUGUUCCGCAUGUACAGGGAGUUCACAGUAUAUCUCGUGAUCCUUUUUGUUUGUGGAAUGAUCUGGCAAGCAAUGGUCACACUUGGUAACCAGGGCACUUUGUUCAUGUUCACCAAUGAUCUUACUGAAAUCGGCUACAUCUCUAUUCCCGCUAGUGUCUCGGGUAUUAUUGGAGGUUGGAUCAUGCCCACUUUGGUUCACAAGAUCAAGCACAUCCGGUACCAAUUCCUGUUCGCCCUUCUCCUUCAAACGGCGUUCACCGCGUCAUACGCUUCUGUGAUUCCCCACAACAAGACCGGAUGGAUGCUCUUGCCCAUGUUUGGUCAAGCCUGUUUCACCUGGCUUACAGUUUUGUCCUACGUCUCAUCUGGCUUGCUGGUCCCGCAAGAGGAACUCGGAGUCUCAGCCGGACUGAUGGGAACGUUCCGCAGUGCUGGUGGAUCAUUGGGCAACGCUAUGUUCAGCACGAUUGUCGCCUCUAUCGUUAAUCGUAAACUUGCUAACAACAUUGCUGGCGCUGCUAUCGGCGCGGGGUACUCUGCCAAAGACUUGCCAUCUCUGAUCCCUGCGGUCAUCCAGAACGCGGUUGGUGUACCUUUCGCCAUGGCCAAAGUGCCAGGGGUAACCGAGUCAGUUCUCCAAGCAACGACUGCCGCCUUUAAAAACACCUACGCCACAGCUUUCAGAACCGUAUUCUUAUCUACCAUUCCGCUGGGCGUGGUAGCUAUGAUGGCAGCCGCCUUUAUCCGCGAUCCGAGCCAUUUGCUUAAUAAUCAUGUUGCCGUCCAUCAAGAGAAGGAAGUUCUUGGAAAGAAGCAUCAGGCACAAAUGGCUGGAAAGGAGAUUGAUUAG
Messenger RNA from Fusarium venenatum, 1776 nucleotides. RefSeq names its product fungal trichothecene efflux pump. Gene Ontology annotation, molecular function: transmembrane transporter activity. Gene Ontology annotation, cellular component: plasma membrane. The record is from RefSeq and is a predicted model, not a curated record. Lineage: Eukaryota; Fungi; Ascomycota; Sordariomycetes; Hypocreales; Nectriaceae. Gene Ontology annotation, biological process: transmembrane transport.